Molecule: messenger RNA, 2421 nt
Organism: Conger conger (European conger)
Lineage: Eukaryota; Metazoa; Chordata; Actinopteri; Anguilliformes; Congridae
Gene: tbpl1
Product: TBP-like 1
Exons: 8
Coding region: 658-1218 (186 amino acids)
Biological process (GO): DNA-templated transcription initiation
Molecular function (GO): DNA binding; general transcription initiation factor activity
Source: RefSeq, a predicted model, not a curated record
CGGGAUUUUCUUCACAUAGCAAUGGCUAGCCGUUUUCCCCAGUAUUAUAUACUUUGCUAGCCUAGCUUGGUAGUGAGCCGGGCAAUUUAAUCCGCAAGCUAGCUAAGCACAUAGUUAUUUAGCGAGCUAGAUGGCUAUAUUGACUUUCAAUUACAAGCUUGUUGCAAGGCCAGCAAAGCCCAAUAUAACCUAGGCAGCCAGCCUAACUAAGUUAGCUUGGAUGGAUAGCAACCCAGUAUAGCCUAGCCAGGAUGCAGUUGAUUCCCAGCACGAUAGCCAGAGUCAUUGGUUACUAGUUAACUAGCUAACUAAUGAAACUAGAAACCGGUACAACAUUCACUCGCUUGAUUAUUGAUAACGAGUAUCGUUAGCUAACAUGAUGUUGGCUAGCUAUUAAUUCACUGGACCAUAGGGACCACGGCAGCUUCCCGUACAGAAAGCACCAAUACCAUUGAUUCAGCGCUUUGAAAGCAUUGCCUCUGGCUUUGAUAGUAAAGAAAACGGUGUCCAUGGUUUAUGAAAUCAAGACAUCCAAUAACUUCAGAGAGCUAUCCUGCAGAGUCAUUGCUGUGACCCGAUAACAGAUUGCCGUACUCCAGGUUCAGUGCCCUGACCCCUGGCAUGCCUCAGUGAACGCCCCUGGUAACGGCCUUCCCCAUGGACUCCAGCAACGAUGUGGCCCUGGACAUCAUCAUCACCAACGUUGUGGCCGUGUUUCGAACGCGCUGCCAUUUAAACCUGCGCACCAUCGCGCUGGAGGGCACAAACGUCAUCUACAAGCCAGAGGUUGGGAAAGUGCUGAUGAAGCUGAGAAAGCCCAGGAUCACGGCUUCAAUCUGGUCCUCAGGAAAAAUCAUUUGCACAGGAGCUACAAGUGAAGAAGAAGCAAAACACGGAGCUCGUAGGCUGGCCCGCUGUCUGCAGAAACUAGGCUUCAAGGUGAAGUUCACAGAAUUCAAGGUCGUUAACGUGUUGGCCGUUUGCUCAAUGCCCUUUCAAAUCCACCUGAUCGAGUUUACGAAGAGCAACCGCCCCAUCGCCAGUUAUGAGCCUGAGCUCCACCCUGCUGCGACGUACAGGAUCAAAAGCCUGCGAGCAACGGUACAGAUCUUCUCCACCGGCAGCAUUACAGUAACAGGACCAAACGUCCAGCAGGUGGCCACGGCGGUGGAGCAGAUCUACCCUCUGCUGUUCGAGUGCCGGAAGCCGGCCAGAUAGACGCUACGCUGCUGUUUUUAACGUGGACGCACCGGAGAGAGCGAGCCCACACGGGCGCAGAACCUGCUGCUGCAGCGGCCGCUACGGAGUCACACCUUCAGCCUGACCGCACCGCUGGCCACGCCCGUCCGGUGAUGUCAUCGCUGGCCACGCCCGUCCGGUGAUGUCAUCGCUGGCCACGCCCCUCCGGUGAUGUCAUCACAGGCCCUGCCCGUCCGGUGAUGUCAUCACAGGCCACGUCCUGUUUGGCGAUGUCAUCACAGGCCACGUCCUGUUUGGUGAUGUCAUCACAGGCCACGCCCUGUUUGGUGAUGCCAUCAAGUAUUCGUUAUUCAGAUGUCAAUGGUAAAAAAAAAAACCUGCUAUGACAUCACUGAUGUCAGGUGUGGCCAGCGAUUUCAACCAAUGGGGGGGGUGUUGCAAUGGCAGUUUUCCGCUUUGGGUGUGUCCCAAUACUGAAAAAAAUGUCCUCCUUUCCUCCUCAUCUCCUCCCCCCAUCCCGGUGGGGGAAACGAGGACGUGUUUCUAAGUAUCGGGACGCCCCCCCCCCCUCCCGUGUUCACUCGCUCUUUAUAUCCCUGGAUGUUUUCUAAGCUUUUAUCAUGUGAAAUAGUCCCCGUCAGUGUAGAGCCUAACCCUAACCCGUUUUUAUUUUUUUGGGGGUGUGCGCGUGUAAAAGAAGGUUCCGGAGCCGCUCCGUCGCGCACGGCCGACCCCCCCCUGACCGCGCCCACUCCGUUUCCACGGCGACGCCUCCGUGCAGCGUGCAUGUGAAGUUUCCCUCCGUUCUUGCGUCGUCAUGUUUUAAUGCAUGAGCACCAAAGAAAGAUUUUUUUUAAAAACAUACCGGUCUCAAACACAAAUUCACCAGAGCUGGGAGACUGAUGCCUCUUUACCGUUACUGGAGUAAAACGGGGGCGCCGAAAAUCGGCCGUCCCCCUCUAAUCGGGGACUGAUUUAAACGUGACGCACCAGGCGAGCGUAAUCUCUGGCCAGCCGCCACUGGUCUCUGGACUGUCGCGCAGAAGAGGACCAGCCAGCAGGACUGACGUCAGUCUCCCUGGUGUGCAGCGUUGAGUCGGAGAGCCCGUUCUACGCAGUCAUACUUCAAUGCCUUUACUGAACAGUGUAAAUAUGCUGUAGACUCGAGUGCGGUCCCUGUCACUCCACACUUGUUGAAAUGAACGUUGCGCAACUGGCGGG